CCCCAUCUUCGCCCCGAUUACAUCCAUUCGCCCUCUCAUAUCCUCCGAUCUUCCAUCCAUCUAUUACCAGACCCCCCGCCGCAUUACUGAACCCCCCAGCCACCAUGGAGAACCAACGGAUCUCCGAUUUUCUCACCGAUCAGAUGCAGCAAGCUCCCGAGCAGUGCCAGGCCUACUUCCUAAGCUUCGAAGACUACUGGGAGCGCAAAUUAUGGCAUCAGCUUACGGACUCCCUGGUCGAGUUCUUCCGCCUACCAGAGAGCGCUGCCCAGCGACUACCGAUAUUCAAGAGUUUCGUCCUCAGCUUCGCCGAUAGAAUCAACCAGCUCAAGUUUGUCUCGUUGGGUUUGAUGGCAUCAACGGAGUGUGCCGAUGACCAAGAGCGCCUGUCCUUCCUCACAUCACUGGCAGACAAAGUGAACAAGCCCGAGUCACAAGAUGCUUACAUCUACGCCCUUGCGGAUGUCGCCAAUGUCAAGCAACGGCUACAAGACCUGAACGGCGCGCAGAAGGACCUGGAGGCAUGCCAGAAAGUGCUGGACACGUUCGACUCUGUGGAGACCGUGGUGCACGCAUCCUUCUACAAAGUCAAUGCGGACUACUACCACGCCAAACAAGAAUUCGCCUCCUUCUACAAGAACGCACUCCUCUACCUCGCCUGCAUCAAUCUCGAGGACCUCAGCGAAGCCGAGCGUGUCUCCCGCGCCUACAACCUGAGCGUGGCCGCCCUCGUCUCCGACACCAUCUACAACUUCGGUGAACUCCUCCUGCACCCGAUCCUGGACUCCCUCACCGAGACGCCGCACAGCUGGCUGCGCGACCUCCUGUUCGCCUUCAACCGCGGCGACCUGACCGCCUACGACGUCCUCGCCGGAAACAUCUCCAAGAACCAGCUGCUGGCGCAGCACCGCAUCUUCCUGUACCAGAAGAUCUCUCUGUCCGCGCUGACGGAGAUGGUCUUCCGCCGUCCCCCGCACGACCGUAACCUGACUUUCUCUGCCAUCUCCGCCGAAACGAAGGUCAAGCCUCAGGAGAUUGAGCAUCUGAUCAUGAAGGCGCUGUCGCUGGGUCUGCUCAAGGGUGCCAUUGACCAGGUGGCCCAGGUCGCGCAGAUCAACUGGGUGCAGCCGAAGGUGCUGGAUAUGAAGCAGAUCGAGGGCAUGCGGAACAGACUGAAGGACUGGGAUGCUGGUGUCAAUCAGCUGGGCCACUGGAUCGAGGGCGUUGGAAAAGACGUGUGGGCUGCAUAGAUUUCCCCUCGUUUUCCUUUCCCCUUCCUUCUGUCCCCCUUAUGUUAGUCCCCGGCUCAGGUAAAAGAGCACCACAUGCAUGUAUGUACGAACAAGUACUAGAAACCUCAUUAUAAUUGAGAACCACGAAAGUCACCCCCCACACGGUCGUCAAUCAU
This is a messenger RNA of Aspergillus ibericus CBS 121593, 1408 nucleotides long. Its product is annotated as proteasome regulatory particle lid subunit RPN9. NCBI's taxonomy places the organism in Eukaryota, Fungi, Ascomycota, Eurotiomycetes, Eurotiales, Aspergillaceae. Gene Ontology annotation, molecular function: structural molecule activity. The record is from RefSeq and is a predicted model, not a curated record. Gene Ontology annotation, cellular component: nucleus; proteasome regulatory particle, lid subcomplex; cytosol. Bases 105 to 1250 code for a protein of 381 amino acids. Gene Ontology annotation, biological process: ubiquitin-dependent protein catabolic process. The transcript is spliced from 3 exons.